Molecule: messenger RNA, 2107 nt
Organism: Astyanax mexicanus (Mexican tetra)
Lineage: Eukaryota; Metazoa; Chordata; Actinopteri; Characiformes; Acestrorhamphidae
Gene: hirip3
Product: HIRA interacting protein 3
Exons: 8
Coding region: 85-1776 (563 amino acids)
Cellular component (GO): nucleus
Source: RefSeq, a predicted model, not a curated record
CAGUGCGUGUCCGCGCGCGCCAAACCCGGCCGUGGCGCAGUGUGUGUUUGUGUAUGUUGGAGGAGGAGCUGCAGAGUUUAAAACAUGGUUUCUGAAGAGACAGUGAUCCGCCGGUUCGUCUCCAAACAGCUGCAGCGCUGUCCGGACCUCAGCACGUUAACACUAGGAAUACUACGGAAGCGCUAUCUGGAGCAUGUGGGCAGAGAGUGCCUGAGUGUGGAGCACAAAACCCUGCUGAAAAAAGUGGUAGAGGAGGAGCUGUUGAGGAUGCAGGUCGAGGACAGUGACGAUGAACCUUUAAUAAGAAAGUCAGACCCUUCACAGAACAAACGAAAGAGAGAGGAUGAUGACGAGGAAGCAGAGGCAGAAGAAAACUGUGAUGUCAGGGCCCAGAAAAAGAAGUCUCGUUUUGAGUCAGUACUUCCAGAAUCCCCGGAUUCUGGAAUAGAGAAGGCUGCUAAUGAGGACCAGUUAAAAGAAGAUGAAGAUGAUGACGAAGAGGAAGAACAAAAACAAGAAGAAGAAAAAGAUGAUGAAAGUGACGAGGACAUGAAUGUAGAGAGUGGGGAAGAAGAGCAAAAGGAAAAUGUGAAGAGUAAGAAGAAAAUAGAGAAAAAACAGCCAGAAGUGAAGGUAAAGAAGAAGGGAAAAGCAAGUCCAAGAAAACAAAAGAAGGAUAAGGGAACUAAAGCAAGAAAGAAAAAGAAGGUACCAGAGAGUGAGGAAGACGAGCAAGACCCAUCCUCAUCUUCUGAGUUAUCAGAGGAAGAAAAACCACAGCAAGCAAAGUCUAAAGGUCAAAGAGAAAAGAAGACGGUGAGCUCAGACAGCGAGGAAACAAAGAUGAAACGGAUAAAAAAGAAAGGACAGAAAAAGGAUGAGACAGAGCAAGAUAAAAGCAAAGUAACCCCUCCAAAAAGUGAAAGAAAAGAGCCGAAUAAUGAAGAGCUCAAGUCACCGGAGAGUGAGGCUGUGAGAAGAGUGCAGAAGGAAGUGUUUGGAAGUAGCUCUGAGAGUGAGGAAGAUGAUGAUGAGGAGGAGAAGAACACGAAGAAGAAACAGCCUGAAAAGAAUGAAAAUGGUGACAGUGAGAUUAAAAGUGAUGAUGAGAGUGAUGAAGAAAUGGACAAAAAGAAAAUCACUGCUAAUCUUCCUAAAGAAAAAGAGCAAGCAAAGGAUGAACAGAAGGAUGGAGCAGAGGACUCUGAUUCCUCUUCAUCUUUGCCCUCACUAGACAGUGAUGAAGAGGGGAGAAAGAAAACUAAACAAGAAGAAAAGAAAAAGAGUACACCAAAGAAAAAGCAGAAGGAAGAGAGUGAGAGCAAGGCCAAAGGUGAAAAGGAUGAAGAGAAUAAAGCCGUGUCCAGACUGAAGCGCUACAUUAGCCUGUGUGGGGUACGGCGGAACUACAAGAAGUUGUUCGAGGGCUGCCGCUCAGUGAAGGCCAAAGUCGCUGUGUUGAAGAAGGAACUAGAAGAGUUGGGAGUGCAAGGUCAGCCUUCGAUAGAGAAGUGUAAGAAAGCAAGACUAAAGAGAGAGGAAGCUCGGGAGCUUGCAGAGCUGGAUGUUGGCAACAUAAUCACCACUCAAGGUCGCCCCAAACGUAGAGCUUCAUCAGUGUGGACUUCACGAGAAAGUUCUCCUCCACCUUCAGCCUACAAACGGGCAGUCAACUCUGACUCUGACAGUGAAGACGGGCAGGCAGACAGGGGCCGCAAAAGAACAGACUGGAGCAACCUGCGGGGAAUCAUCAGCGAUGAUGCGGACAGUGAUUAGGGCCUUUUUUUUUUCAUACUCUUAAAAAUAAAGGUGUUAAAUGUGUGUAAGUGUAAAAAAACAUCUUUACUUGAUGUUACACUUACACAUUGAUUACAUAUGCCAUUUCCAUCCAAAACACUUGGAAGCACCUUUAUUUUUUAAGAGUGUUAAGUGUACAGAAUGUUCAUAAUGUUUUGUUCUGUUGAGAUUUUCAGACUAAAGUUCUGUUUUCUCUGUGAAUUAGUCUGGUUGUUUUAAAUGUUCUCAUUGUGCUUGUUUUUGUAGCAAUUUUACUUAUGUUAUAUGCAAAUUUAUAAUAAUAGCUAAUAAUAAAGAAUUGUUAUUUGUA